AUGCAUCGGGGGAUAAGCCUGGCCUUUCAGUUGUGCGGGAAGAUGGCGGUCGCUGGCGCAGAGCCGCAGAUCCUGGUACAGUACCUGGUGUUACGAAAGGAUCUAUCACAGGCGCCGUUUUCCUGGCCAGCGGGCGCACUGGUAGCACAGGCUUGUCACGCAGCCACCGCGGCCUUGCACAUUCACCAGGACCACCCGCACACGGCCGCUUACCUCCGGGAGCUGGGGCGCAUGCGCAAGGUGGUCCUCGAGGCCCCAGAUGAGACCACCUUAAAGUUGCUGGCAGAGACGCUGCAGCAGAAGAACAUUGACCACAAGCUGUGGGUGGAGCAGCCAGAGAACAUCCCCACUUGCAUUGCACUCCGUCCCUACCCCAAGGAGGAAGUGAACCAGUAUUUGAAGAAGUUCCGAUUGUACAAAUGACUGAAGUUAUCAAUUGCUUUGAUAUGUUUGAAUAUCAGCUGGAUCCAGAAACUGCACGCCGUCCAUCCCUAAGCACUGUGUACUCCUUUCAGUGGCAAUUCCCUUCCCUUUAAAUUAUGACAGUUUCUUGAGGGUCAAAACAUGUUCAUAUUAAAGUUGUCAUUAAUAA
This is a messenger RNA of Eubalaena glacialis (North Atlantic right whale), 592 nucleotides long. It is a transcript of the gene PTRHD1, whose product is annotated as peptidyl-tRNA hydrolase domain containing 1. The transcript is spliced from 2 exons. NCBI's taxonomy places the organism in Eukaryota, Metazoa, Chordata, Mammalia, Artiodactyla, Balaenidae. The record is from RefSeq and is a predicted model, not a curated record. Bases 1 to 423 code for a protein of 140 amino acids. Gene Ontology annotation, molecular function: peptidyl-tRNA hydrolase activity.